Molecule: messenger RNA, 2550 nt
Organism: Fomitiporia mediterranea MF3/22
Lineage: Eukaryota; Fungi; Basidiomycota; Agaricomycetes; Hymenochaetales; Hymenochaetaceae
Product: DNA ligase I
Exons: 18
Coding region: 1-2550 (849 amino acids)
Biological process (GO): DNA biosynthetic process; DNA repair; DNA recombination
Cellular component (GO): nucleus; mitochondrion
Molecular function (GO): DNA binding; ATP binding; DNA ligase (ATP) activity
Source: RefSeq, a predicted model, not a curated record
AUGUUCGCAGUCAAACGCGUCUCCUACCGUGUCUUGACGCGCAUGGGACGUCAGCAAACCUUAGGAAAGUUCUUCGACAUGCCGAAAGGUAUCAAAUCCGCUCCACCGCAGCAGGCCAGUCUGAAUGAGCUAUGGCGUGGCAAGGGCAAGAAACCUAGAAGCGAGGACGUGUCGGUCGAGCCAUUAGUUGCGCCGAAGGCUGAAUCUGAGAACAUGGAAACCGAUGAUCCACCGGAAAACGCUUCACGAAAUAACCAUACCUCUUCGUCCUUGCCCGGAACACCUCCCAAAUCCUCUCCCAAAUCCUCUCCUCGAUCCUCGCCGAAGCAAGUCGACCAGGACGUUCGUCCAUCCAAGAAAAGGAGGGUCGUUGAGUCGGACAAUGAGUCAGGUACCGAGGGUCAAACUACUUUGAAGAGACUAGCCAAGGGUUCAAAGAAAUCGAAAGCUGCUCAAAUUCCCGAGGAAAGUGAUUCUAUCGUUGCUGAGGAGCCCCCUGCGACAAGCGAAGCUGACGAAAUUGGAGAAGAGGAAGUGGAGGAGGAAGAUGUGGAGAAUGUCGAGGAGAAAGCGGUUGCAUAUAAGAGCGCUCAGUGGGCUAUCUCAAGGGUCGAGGAAGUCGAUAUUGAGGGUGGCUGGAAAUCUGGCGAUCCCGUUCCGUACGCAGCGCUGGCCAAAGCGUUCUCCCUAAUUGAGGCAACAACGAAACGGAUAGAGAAGACGACGCUUCUUACAGCGUUAUUACUUCUCGUCAUGCGCCGGAGCGCCCCAGGAGAUUACAAAUCACUGCUGCAAACUGUAUAUCUAUGCAUUAACAGGUUAAGUCCCGAUUAUGUCGGGAUCGAACUGGGUAUUGGCGAAAGCAUCUUAAUCAAGGCUAUCGGCGAAUCUACUGGACGUGGCCUGUCCGUCAUCAAAGCUGAUCUUAAGAGGGAAGGUGAUCUAGGACUCGUUGCUAUGACCUCCAAGAACAGUCAGAAAACUAUCUUCAAGCCCAAGCGACUUACGGUCCCAUAUGUUUUCUCCAACCUCCGUGAAAUUGCCUUGAGUUCUGGACAUUCGUCUCAGGCAAAGAAGGUGUCUAUUAUUACGAAACUACUUGCAGCUUGUCAAGAACACGAGGCGAAGUAUAUCGUCCGUAGUUUGGAGGGGAAAUUGCGAAUUGGAAAUGCCGAGCGAUCAGUAGUCGUUGCCCUAGCCCACGCUGUUGUCCUUCACGAGAAGGAGAAAGCUGGCAAGAAAUGGAGCCAGGAGAAACUCGUGAGCCGUCUCGAACAAGGCGCCAACAUCCUGAAGUCCGUCUACAGCGAAUUGCCUUCAUAUGAUGAAGUCAUCCCAGCCAUUGUUGAGUCUGGCAUAGAGCACUUGCGAGAAAAGUGCAAGCUUAAACCGGGAGUGCCCCUCAAGCCUAUGUUGGCAAAACCGACAAAAGCGAUUGGUGAAGUACUUGACCGCUGUGAGGGCAAGAAGUUUACAUGCGAAUACAAAUAUGAUGGAGAGCGAGCUCAGGUCCAUAAACUCGAGGAUGGUACCGUUGCCGUCUUCAGCAGAAAUUCAGAGGAUAUGAGCAAGAAAUAUCCCGAUCUCGUCGAACAGUUGCCUCAUUGCGUGAAAGACACAGCCAAGACUUUUGUCCUUGAUUGCGAAGCUGUUGCAUUCGACAUAAAAGAAGACAAGUUAAUGCCGUUCCAAGAGCUAAGCAAGCGAAAACGAAAGGAUGUCAAGGUGGAGGAUAUUCAAGUCAGGGUCUGCCUUUUCGCAUUCGACUUGCUCUAUCUUAACGGAGAGCCUUUAUUGCAAAAACCUCUUUCAGAACGUCGUCAGAUCCUGCGGGAACACUUCCAGCCUGUACACGGAGAGUUUGACUUCGCGAAAUCUUCCGACGGAGAAACGACGGAAGCAAUUCAGGCAUUCCUGGAGGAAAGUGUCAAGGACGGGUGCGAGGGUUUGAUGAUCAAGAUGCUUGAGACAGAGGCGAGCUACUACGAACCUAGUAAACGGAGUGUCAACUGGCUCAAGCUAAAGAAAGAUUAUCUUGCCGGAGUCGGGGACUCACUUGAUCUUGUCGUCGUCGGGGCAUACUAUGGAAAAGGCAAGCGGACUAACGUAUACGGCGCAUUCCUCUUGGCCUGCUACGAUCCCGACUCGGAAGAAUAUCAGACGAUAUGCAAGAUAGGAACAGGAUUCAGCGAAGAGGCACUUCAAGCACACUAUACUACACUCAAGCCACUAGAGAAUGAGAAGCCGAGGGGUGACAUUAAAGUUGGCGGAGCAAAGCCAGACGUCUGGUUUGACCCGAAAGUCGUCUGGGAGGUGCUCACGGCCGAUUUGAGUUUAAGUCCGAUAUACACUGCUGCUCAGGGAUUGGUGGAAGAACGCGGGAUUUCCCUGCGAUUUCCCCGAUUUAUUAGAAUACGAGAUGACAAGUCCGCAGAUGACGCGACUGGUCCGGAGCAGAUUGCCGAAAUGUACGAGCGACAGAGUCUUGCCCAAACGAAGGGAGCGAAGAAGAGACGUGGCGGAGAAGACGCAGAAGACGAUUUUUGGUAG